AAAUGAUUUAAAAAAGCAGUUACAAUCUGAAAUUUAUAAAACCGCAUUAUUCGCGAAAUUACUGUAAUUAUGACUUUGUGGCAACAAACGGAUGACUAAUGUGGAAAACUUGUUAAAAUUUUGUAGAUAAAUACAAUACGAUUGUUUUGGCAAUAAAUACAAGUUGACUUUGUAAAAAAUUAAAUAUGAGAUAACUUAUUGCAUCACUGAAAGACAAUAACAGCCAUAAACACCAAUUCCAAUAAAGAAAUGUAAUAAACGGGUAAAGCCACAGCUCCUGAUAACAGAAGUGCACCCGCACAUAUGAAGCGCCAAAGCGAGCGACGCGCAAAGCCGCAAAACAAACAGAUAAAAAGCACGUGUUUUAAAGCCAGCGAAUGGAGAACCACAACAAAUACAAAGCGGUUGAAUCGAUCGAUGCGACCAAGCGGCAACAUAAUCGGGUCGCGAACUUAGAACAAGAUUGCCUUGAUCGGGUAGUUUGUUGUUGUUCGCGCAGCCAGCGCUUCGUUCCGAGGAAGCACUCCGCGAAGCGGGCAACAUUCGGAACUGGGCCAACUGAACGCGAUAUGGAUUUGGGCUAAACCAUGAAACAAUUCAUCAGAAGGAGCCUGGACGGAUCGGACGAUGGAUCCUCGACGUCCAGCAGAAGAUCAUCCCGAUUCUUGGCGGUGGAUUUCACGCGCGAUGAGGUUGCCCACAAGACCUUCAACACCCAUCAAAACCCUCCAGCGCAGGACUUUUAUCACCUGAAACAACGCUGCCUCGCGGAGGGAACCCUUUUCGAAGACUCGGACUUCAAACCGGUUCACGCCUCGCUAACGAAACGCCCAUCCAAUCCGGACCGAUCGAUAGAAUGGCUGCGUCCACGGGAGAUCUGUCGCAGGCCAAAGUUCUUCGUCGAUGGAGCUUCCCGUUUUGACGUCCAGCAGGGCAACCUUAACGACUGCUGGCUCCUCACGGCCACUGCCAAUCUCACCGCCAACGAACGACUUUUCCGGAAAACUGUCCCACAGGAUAACUCUUUCCAAGACGAGGAGUAUGCUGGCAUAUUCCACUUCCGAUUUUGGCAGUUUGGCCAAUGGGUUGAUGUGGUGAUCGAUGAUCGGCUGCCAACGAGGGAUCGUGAACUGAUCUACAUGAAAUCCAGCCAGAAGAACGAGUUUUGGAGUGCCUUGCUGGAGAAGGCCUACGCCAAGCUGCACGGGUGUUACGAGGCGUUGAAUAGCGGGACGGCUCGGGAAGCGAUGCAAGACUUCACCGGAGGAAUAACCGAAUCGUAUAGGCUGAGAGGGAAGGAACCUCCACCAGAUAAUCUGUUCGAGAUCAUACACACAGGAUUUCAAAGGGGAUCCAUGUUUGCAUGCAAUAUAUUGCCGGAUCCCAAAAUCCCAGAAGCUCACACUCCGCAAGGUCUCCUGAAGGGUCACUCGUACUCCGUGACGAAAACCUACACUAUGGGAACGACGAAGCUCAUCCGUCUGCGAAACCCUUGGGGCGACGGCAUCGAAUGGAAUGGUGCCUGGAGUGAUCGCUCGCAGGAGUGGCAAGCGAUUCCGAAGGUCCAACGGAAACAGCUCGGUCUCACAAUCGACAACGAUGGGGAGUUCUGGAUGGACUUUGAAGACUUCUUGCGGUACUUUGAUCGAGUGGAAAUAUGUAACUUGUCUCCAGAUCCGCUCGAUGAUACGGAAGCAAGUAAACGAGGUUGGCAGGUGUCCACCAUCGACGGAGAAUGGGUCAAAGGCUCAACAUCGGGGGGUUGUAUCGACUAUAUGGAAUCCUUUUGGACGAAUCCCCAAUACGUUAUUCAUUUAGAUAAACCUGACAGCGAUGAUCCAUCUGGGAUGUGCACCAUAGUGGUGGCCCUGAUGCAGAAGUUUCGUAGAGCUGAAGAUCUGCCUAGUUUGACGAUCGGAUUCGUUAUCUAUAGAGUUACUGAAGAACAUCUACGGAACAAGCCAGUUCCAAUGAAAUUUUUCAAGAAGAACGACUACCGAAUCGUGGCUCGUUCUAUUUACAUCAACUCCAGAGAAGUCAGUUGCCGUUUGAGGCUGAACCCCGGAAUCUACUUAGUUGUUCCAACCACAUUACAUCCGAUCGAGGAAGGUGAAUUUUUGAUACGUAUAUUUUCCGAGUUGCGCAACUGUUUGGAGGAAAACGAUUGCACCGUCUGUUUUGGAACGAUGGAUGAUCGUGUUUCAGGGCCCCUCCAGGAAGACGAGGAUUGGCCGAAGAUGGUGCGACAUUUCUACGAAUUGGCUGAUCGCAAGAAAACCAUCGAUCACAUUGCACUGGGUGCCAUCCUGACUCGAUUCUUCUUCGCACCUCCCCCCAAAGUUAAGAAACGGUCGAACGUUUGGGUGCGAGUGUGCUUGCAGUUGCAAGAAAUCCUUCUGUGUGGAUGGAUUCCAUGCCAUCAACCGCAAAAACGACACCAGCCAAAAGCGAAACCCGUUGAUCGUGCGCUUGUUCAGCAAAUAUCCCAGCAGUUAAUCUCUCGCGUCAGUGUCAACCAAUCUAGUCAAAUACAGUACGAACAGUUUCGGACCAUAAUUCGGGACGUCCAGCAGUGGCACGCGGUGUUCCAGCUGUACGAUCUGGAUCGAAGUGGUCAUCUGGAUAGGAAGGAGCUCAAGAAAGCUCUCAACUCUUCGGGAUACAACGUCAACAAUCGAGUUCUGCACGAACUGAUGAAACGAUCCAGGGAGUCCGGAGUGGAGGGAAUGGAGCUGGUGGAUUUUGUACUUUGUGCCGUUGAGAGUCGGAACGCUAUCGAAAAGUUGCAGCAACAUAUAACGGAUGAAGCUGUAUGAAUAACUUCCAAAACAAAAGUUGGUUGAGCUACUGGAUUAUGGGAUAAUGCAAUAAACCUAGUGAUUUCUUAUAAUUAAACAUAUAUUUAUCAACAGAAUAUUUUAGAAAAACAAUUUGCUGCAAGCUUUAAAACUCUCUUACAAAAGAUUUAUAUACAAAGUAUAUGUAUCACAAAGUUAUUUGUUUAGAUGUGCUUUAAGUGUAU
Messenger RNA from Aedes aegypti (yellow fever mosquito), 3022 nucleotides. RefSeq names its product calpain-B. Gene Ontology annotation, biological process: proteolysis. The record is from RefSeq and is a predicted model, not a curated record. The coding region runs from base 588 to 2816 and encodes 742 amino acids. The transcript is spliced from 5 exons. Gene Ontology annotation, molecular function: calcium-dependent cysteine-type endopeptidase activity; calcium ion binding. Lineage: Eukaryota; Metazoa; Arthropoda; Insecta; Diptera; Culicidae. Gene Ontology annotation, cellular component: cytoplasm.